Pimephales promelas (fathead minnow) is the source of this 1992-nucleotide messenger RNA. Lineage: Eukaryota; Metazoa; Chordata; Actinopteri; Cypriniformes; Leuciscidae. The record is from RefSeq and is a predicted model, not a curated record.
GAAGCUCAUCCCUCUUACAACACUGACCAGGAAGAGACGGACUUGUUAUUUCUCUUUUCUGCCAUACUGACUUUGACUCGACAAAAGCAAUAAAGAAUCAGCGAUCAGUGGAGUACGAAGAGAAAAACUUUACAGAAGAAUUUGAGAAGUUUCUUCCUGAACAAGUUUGAUUCUGAUCUUUGUGAUUCUCAUGGUGAUUCAUUUUUAAAACCGUCGUUCAGAAAGUGAAAGUAAAGUUUAGAUUGCUGGAGCUCAAACAGUGAGAAUGGCUUCAGCAGCUGAAGAUGAUUAUAUUUGUCCUGUGUGCUGUGAAAUCUUCAAUACUCCUGUUCUUUUAUCCUGUAGUCACAGUUUCUGUAAAGAGUGUCUUCAACAGUUCUGGAGAACCAAGACAUCUCAGGAGUGUCCUGUCUGCAGGAGAAGAUCCUCAAAAGAACGUCCUCCGGCUAAUCUUGCAUUAAGAAACUUGUGUGAGUCGUUCCUGAAGGAGAGAAAUGAGAGGCGUUCAUCAGGGUCUGAGGAGAUCUGCAGUUUACACAGUGAGAAACUCAAGCUCUUCUGUCUGGAGGAUAAACAGCCUGUGUGUAUCGUGUGCAGAGAUUCAACACAACAUGACAAUCAUAAAUUCAGACCCAUCAGUGAAGUGGCUUCAUCAUAUAAGGAGGAGCUCAAUACAGCACUGAAGUCCUUACAGGAGAAACUGAAACACAAUACAACAAUGAAAGCAGAGUUUGAGAAAACAGUUCAACACAUCAAGGUUCAAGCUGAGCACACAGAGCGUCAGAUUAAACAGCAGUUUGAGAAGCUUCAUCAGUUUCUCAGAGAUGAAGAAGAAGCUACAGUCACUGCACUGAGGGAGGAAGAGGAGCAGAAGAAGCAGAUGAUGAAGGAGAAGCUGGAGGAGAUGAACACACACAUCUCAGCUCUUUCACACACACUCAAAGACAUGGAGGAGAUGAUGAAAGCCAGUGACGUCUGCUUUCUGAAGGAGUUUCCAGUCUCAAUGGAAAGAGUCCAGAGCUCACGGCCGGAUCCACAGAUGGCUUCUGGAGCUUUGAUUCAUGUGCCACGAUACUUGGGCAACCUGCCGUUCAGAGUCUGGAAGAAGAUGCAGGACAUCGUCCAAAACACUCCUGUGAUUCUGGAUCCAAACACUGCGAAUCCAGAACUCGUCCUGUCUGAUGAUCUGACCAGUGUGAGAAACAGCGAGAACAGACAAACUCUUCCUGAUAAUCCAGAGAGAAUUGACUGUUAUGAGUGUGUUCUGGGUUCAGAGGGAUUUAACUCAGGAACACACUGCUGGGAUGUGGACGUUACAGAGAGUGAAUACUGGGCUCUUGGAGUAACUACAGCAUCAAACCGGAGGAAGGGACGCGGUUUCUUCAACACUGAUGUCUGGUGUGUGCAGUAUAAUCCGGCCGGACUGUAUUUUAGUUCUGGUUUUCAUGUUAAACAGGAUCUUGAUCGUGUGAGAGUGAAUCUGGACUAUAAUGGAGGAACGGUGUCGUUCUCUGAUCCUGUAACUAACACACAUCUACACACACUCACAGACACCUUCACUGACACACUCUUUCCAUUCUUCCGGUGCUCUUCCGACUCUCUGAGGAUCUUAGCGGUCAAUAGUCAGUAAACGUCUCUCCUGUAGAUCUGGAUCUUCCUGCUUUCAUCAUGUUUCCAAUAUUUACUCCAUCUCACAUGAGUAAGAGUGCUGUUGAUCUGAGUGUCAGUACGGUGGCUGUGAUUGGGCCGUGAUGAUCACAUGACUGAUAUCCAGCACUACAGCAACACUCAGAUCAAGAAACAUCAAGUUUUCAUUUAUAUUCCACUUCACACAAUUAGACCCAUUAGAGACCGUUUUAGCAUUCAUGUUUUCAGGAGAACUGACAUUUACCACAUUAUUUCACUCAAUCUGUGUUUAUAUAUUUUGCAUAAUUAUUAUUAUAUGAUUAAAUUAUAAAUGAAUGUAAAAAGUUCUUGCUGAUGAUGAUCCCU